AUGUGCGCGGAUACCUGCGCGGAGCUGCAAGGGUGCACGCAUUUCACGUGGCUUGACCCGACAAAGCAGCAGGAGGAUGACGGGCGCAGCUGCUACCUGAAGCACGGCGAGCAGCGCAAGAAGAGCAACUCGACCCGCGGGGUGGUCUCCGGCGUGUGCCGGCAGGCGCGCAGCGUCGUGGUCGCGCACGCUCCCGCGGGCUGGCUCCGAGCCGACGGCUGCCACGCGGAGCCCGGCGUCGACUACAAGGACGACUUCGUAGCAGAGGUGCGCGGCGUCGCCAGCGCCUCGGAAUGCGGAGGGGCAUGCCUCCUCCUCGACGGCUGCACCCACUACUCCUGGGUCGGCAACGAAUCGGCGGGGCCCGCGUGGUACAGGAAUUGCUACCUGAAAACGGGAUCACCGACUGGGCGCCACGCCAACGGCGUCAUCACAUCCGGACGCUGCAGCAGGAACGGCGGGACGCAUACUUCACCUUCACCCAUGGCGGCGUCGGUGCCCCCCGAGGACGCGAACCAGGUCCGCGUCGAUUCUACCGUCUUUGCCGACAAGACCAUGGCGAACAAGGCGGCGCCCUCGGCGCCUGCGCGGGCGCUGCCGUCGGUGGUGGCGGACCGGCAGGCGGGCCGCUUCCCCAAGCGCCCUUCGGCCCUGCUGCUGGGGGCCAUGGGCGCCAUCGGGGCGGUGGCGUUCGUGAGCACAGGCUACGCCAUCCGCAAGUGCACCAGCGGG
This is a messenger RNA of Prorocentrum cordatum, 732 nucleotides long. NCBI's taxonomy places the organism in Eukaryota, Dinophyceae, Prorocentrales, Prorocentraceae. The record is from the annotation of a GenBank genome assembly.